Messenger RNA from Fopius arisanus, 1388 nucleotides. Lineage: Eukaryota; Metazoa; Arthropoda; Insecta; Hymenoptera; Braconidae. The record is from RefSeq and is a predicted model, not a curated record.
AUGAGGUCAAAAGCGAGCUGUCUCCAAAAAUCGGUGAUUGCCUUUGAAAUAAUUCACACGAUAUCAUCAGUCCUGGGUUUAUCACCUUGCAGAAUAAAAAUAUCACGACGAUCAGCCCCUGCAAUCGGAUUUACAUUCGUUUUUUCAAAUUCCCGCCUAAAAUGUGGGUACAGUCUUCUCCUGAUGAUCCUUUACAUCGGAAUAACAGCUGUUGGCACACCUUGUCUGAACGAAUUGCUGUACCCGAAUGAUUCAUCAACGAUGAGAAUAAUUACAGUAGUCCUUUCAGGAAUCGGUAAUUCGAUAGUCAUCGUGAUGAUCCUCUUCUACUUGAUCCUGCGGAGGAACAUCAUCAGAAUCGGUGAUCAGCUGCACGAUUUUGAUGAGAGAUUUGCCAGACUGUCCGGUAGAAGUGCCGAUAUCCUGGACUUCCUUCCGACCUUCAUCACAAUCGCCCUGAUGCUGAUCAUCUGGACAGGCCUAGUGAUCAUGCAAAUGAUUACCCAGAAUGGGAUCAUCUAUCUAACGACGUGCGGUCUCAAUGAAGUCUUCUGCGGUUGGCUGUUGGUCCAGUACAGCGUUGUCAUCAAUGUCCUCAAAGAUCGGUUUCGAGGGCUCAAUGCUGCUCUCCUUGACACAGCUAUCUGUCCAAAUAUCCUGGAGGCCGGUGCAAUAUCACCGAGAUGUACCUCAACCGAGCGCCUGGCUAUUGACAAUCUGAUGAUGAUCAGACAAGCGAGGAAUCGAAUUUACAAGGUCUUCCAGGAAGUCUCGAGGUACUACUCUUUUCCGGUCCUGAUCGUUAUCGCUUACUGCUGCAGCUGCUGUGUCUGCGACAUGUAUUUCUGUAUUUUGAGUCUCAUCAGACCGACAACCAGUGCUAGUGACAAAGGUCAGAUCUUCCUUGAUUCCAUCUUUUGGACCCUUUCCGCUUCGUAUCCCAUUGUUGUCCUCAGCGCAAGUGUCAACCGAUUUCAGGCCGAAGCAGAUCGAACAGCUGUUGUUGUUUAUGAUAUCAUGGAGAUGUACGCACCGAACAGAGAGAUCGAGUCUGAAUUGAACACCCUAGCUAUUGAAUUGCUCCACAAAAAAAUUUAUUUCAACACCUGCGGAUUCAUCUCCUUGGACUGCACACUGUUACGAUCGAUAUUUGGAACAGUCAUGACUUAUUUGUUGAUCGUCCUGCAGUUCAAGGCACCGGACAACAGCCCAAAUAAAUGAUUAACCGAUCGUUCCAAUCAAUUCGAUCUUUUGUUUCACUCACACCGGCCGAUCUUCAGGAGAAAUAAUGUCCAUGGCAAUUUCUGAGUGCUCAGAUACCAAAAAUCGAUAGUUCAAAUCCGUAAAUUGCCCCUCUUUACGAAAUCACUGCUUUCAGGUUAACUGUU